CUGCUGAUGGAAUGGUGUGUAAUGAGUUAUGCUCAAGUGAUGGCUGUUGGGGGCCGGGGCCAGACCAGUGUCUUUCCUGCAAGCGUUUCAUCAGGGGAAGGACCUGCAUAGACUCUUGUAACCUGUAUGAUGGGGAAUUUCGAGAAUUUGCAAAUGGCUCUGUCUGUGUGGAGUGUGAUCCCCAGUGUGAAAAGAUGGAAGAAAACACAAUCACAUGCUAUGGGCCGGGACCUGACCACUGCACGAAGUGUUUCCAUUUUAAGGAUGGUCCGAACUGUGUGGAAAAAUGUCCUGAUGGCUUACAGGGGGCCAACAGCUUCAUUUUCAAAUAUGCUGAUGAGGAUCGUGAGUGCCAUCCAUGUCAUCCAAACUGCACCCAAGGAACCCCCCUGAUUGCUGCAGGAGUUAUUGGUGGCCUCUUCAUCAUCGUCAUUGUGGGCCUGACGUUUGCCGUGUAUGUUCGGCGCAAAAGUAUUAAAAAGAAGAGAGCAUUGCGAAGAUUUCUGGAGACUGAGCUCGUGGAACCCUUAACUCCAAGUGGCACAGCACCCAACCAAGCACAGCUUCGUAUCCUGAAGGAAACUGAGCUGAAAAGAGUCAAGGUUCUUGGCUCUGGAGCCUUUGGAACUGUAUACAAGGGCAUUUGGGUCCCCGAGGGAGAAACUGUAAAGAUUCCUGUGGCCAUUAAGAUCCUUAAUGAGACCACUGGUCCAAAAGCCAACGUGGAGUUUAUGGAU
Messenger RNA from Pelecanus crispus (Dalmatian pelican), 737 nucleotides. The record is from RefSeq and is a predicted model, not a curated record. Lineage: Eukaryota; Metazoa; Chordata; Aves; Pelecaniformes; Pelecanidae.